CACAUACGAAAGAAGAAGUAAAAAAACAACAUUUGUUCUCCCUUCGCUGCGAUCCCGUGUGUACGACGGUGUGCAGGAAUCGUGUGCGAUUGUUUUCUAUCUUGCAGCUGCAUUUAUAUAGCUUAGAACGUCCUCCACGCUAAUAUAUCCCAGCUCGCCCAGUAAAGUGUAGUUAGGGCGUGAUUCCGUGCGACAGGAGAACAGUGCAACGGUGCGUGUGUUGUGUGUUGUGGGAAAAGCGAAUCGGGCGAAUCUGUGGGAAAGUGCUACGUUGCGCCUUGUUAACGACGAACGACGACGACGGAGGAACGACGAACAACCGUAACACCACUCCCGGACGAGAAGCUGCUGUGGUGUUUGCCGCUGUGAAGAAUCCGUCUUAUCGUUUAUCGUAUCGUAACGUUUUGCUGUGAAGAAAGGUUUCAUGCUCCAUUCGCCUGUCGUCGUCGCCAGUGCGUUGCAGUGUAUGCGCCCGCCCCAGUAAUUAUCGAUACGUCAACAACGGUGGACAAUCGGUGAUUUUGACCGCGCGUCGUGGGCCCACUUGGACGUUGGACUCCGCUGCUCCGUAAUCUAAGGUGCGGUCGUCAAAGGCAACAGCAGUAGCGGCAGCAUCUCACAACUUCUACGAACCCUAACAGCUGUCCGGUGCCAGCGGGAGUUCCCAUCGAACAAUCGUAGCAACCGUCGAACGUAUCUCUCUGGAAACAGCGCUGCUGUGGAACGGUGCAUCGAAGAAGAAACUGUGCUUCCUCCAGACACAACACAGAACACUUUUCGGCAGAUUCAUCGCUCGCCUUCACGGAAGGUGUACCAGAGGCCUUUGUCGCGUGUGAUCAAUUGACAGUCAUCGGUUGCGGACAGAUACGCGGUUUGGUGCGACGGCUUACGGGGCUAGUUCUCGCGUGCCAUUGAAUAUUGUGCUGUGUUUCGCGUGUGUGUUUCGCGGGUCGAGUUUGUGAUUGGAUUUUCUAGGAAGUGCUUAAUCCGAACCGGGCGCAGUGUGUUGUGGAAUCCGAUCACCUAUAACGAGUGCCUGAAGUGAAUCAAAAGACCCUCUCCCCAUCAUUCCCUACGGUACUCGCACAUCCAACGCACCAUGUCGAACGCACAGGAGGAAGAGCAACACCUGCGGGAAUGUGAAUCGUACAUCCAGACGCACCGGAUCCAGCGGUUGCUGAAGGACUGCAUUGCGCAGCUGUGCGUAUCCCGGCCCGACAAUCCGAUCGUCUUUCUGCGGCAGUACUUCCAGAAGCUGGAACGGGAACAGGCAAAGCUGGAUGCCAGCAAGCAGGCAGUCACGCCGGACGAUCUCGACGAUUUGAGCCCAAUGCCACAGACGGCGGUACCGCCGGUACGACGUCGGGGCGGCAUCUCGGCCGAACCCGUCACCGAGGAGGACGCCACCAGCUACGUGAAGAAGGUUGUACCGAAGGACUACAAAACGAUGGCCGCCCUGUCGAAAGCGAUCGCCAAAAAUGUGCUGUUUUCGCAUCUGGAUGAAAACGAGCGGUCGGACAUCUUCGACGCAAUGUUUCCCUGCAACUUUCUUCCGGGCGAACCGAUCAUCCAGCAGGGUGACGAGGGUGACAACUUUUACGUCAUCGAUAUCGGCGAGGUUGAGGUCUUUGUAAAUAAUGAACAGGUAACGACGAUCAGCGAAGGUGGCAGCUUUGGUGAGCUUGCCUUGAUCUACGGUACGCCUCGUGCGGCCACCGUCCGUGCCAAAACCGAUGUAAAGCUGUGGGGCAUCGAUCGGGACUCGUACCGUCGCAUUCUGAUGGGUUCGACGAUUCGAAAGCGCAAGAUGUACGAAGAGUUCCUGUCGCGCGUCUCAAUUCUAGAGAGCCUCGACAAAUGGGAACGGCUUACGGUGGCCGAUGCGCUCGAGCCGGUUAGCUUCGAGGAUGGUGAAACGAUCGUAAAGCAAGGUGAACCGGGCAACGAUUUCUACAUUAUCGUGGAAGGAUGUGCAACCGUCAUGCAGAAACGUGGCGAAAACGAAGAGGCAGCAGAAGUUGGUCGGCUUGGACCGUCGGAUUACUUCGGUGAGAUUGCGCUGCUGCUCGAUCGACCCCGUGCCGCCACCGUAAUUGCCCGUGGACCGCUGAAAUGUGUCAAGCUGGAUCGGGCUCGGUUCGAGCGUGUGCUCGGCCUGUGUGCCGACAUUCUCAAGCGAAACAUUACCCAGUACAACAGUUUCGUGUCACUGUCCGUUUAAACAGCAAAACAAAACACACACAAAAACACAAGAAUCGAGCUGCUGAGGGGGGGAUGAUCGCCACAUAACUGCGAUUCGCACGUGCUGCUACACACCGAAUAUACCGAGAUGAAUGGAUGGUCCGAUUAGGUCGAUGUGCUGUUGUGUAGUGAGCAGGCUCUUGCCGUCUAUAACUUCCUGGCAGUGACAUGUGUAUACGGAAACGAGGAAAGGAAAACUUGUGAAUGACUUGAUUUCUCCACCGUCGUCGAUUCGGUUAUGCGCGCGUUUUGUUUCUCAUGUUUGGUGGCGUUUGCUAGCAGUAGAAAAUUCGGUUCUCGAUUCUCACGCAAUCUUUCAAUUCACCAUCAAUCUGGCGGACCAUCGGUGGCGCUAGAGAUGCACCGAGGUGCGCAUGUACGGUAGGCCGGCAGCGAACGCUCGUCGACGCUUGUGAUUGAUGUGCACGUGCGUACAGUUUACUUAAACGAAUGGUUUUGGAACAGGAAACAGUGGUCCAGCUAAAGCGGUUAUCUGUUUUCGGUCGGAUCAGAAUGUUGUAUUAGCACCGGUUGACCGGUGAGUUAGAUUUGUGCCCGAGUUGCACGUCGCGCAUGCUGUAUCUCGGAGGUGGAUUGCGUCGGCGCGUUUAAUUUUUCACGCGUUUGCUAAUUUCUCUAUAAAUUAAUGCAAUGAAUUAGUUAAGUAUUUAUAACCGAACGAUUUGUGUUAGUAUGAUCAGAAGGUCAAUGUAAAAAGGCAGCAUAAAAAAAUGGUUUGAUCGACGAAGCACGGCCGGAUAGGGAAAAUUUUCGGUGAAGGUAGGAAGAAAAGUACAGCUUGUAUAGAAAAUAGAUUUUCCCGUUGUGCGGCACGUGCGAUUUGGAUAACGCAUCUGGAUGGCGCAUCAAGGUUAGAGCAGGGUCCAGAAAAGAUUCAAAAAAAGCAAGCAAAUAUUCAGCGCAGGAAAUUGAAAGAAAAAAAGCAGCAGCCAUACAGCAGCGCUUCUUAACAACUUUUUUAAUCGAAAUGGUUGGUAAAAAAAAAUUGUAAUUGGAAGUGGAUUUUGUAAUCAAAAGGCGUUAAGAAAGAGACCCAUGGGACGGGGGUCAAUCAGUUUGGAAAGGGAAUCCGUGUAAGGGCAGGCUGAAAGCACAAUUAUAACCAGUAUGAACCACGAAUAACUUUAACCCGAAGGGCGAAGCGUUACCGGCGCGCGUUACAGGAGCGUUACAGGAAACCAACACACACACACACACACACACACACACACACACACAUACACACACACAGGUACAUUAACCAUUUUCUCAACGUUUUUAGCUGUUUGGUGUCUUUUUGGGUAUAUGUUGAUGUAAAUCUCGCUGCCGCACUACUGAAGCAGAGGGACGCUACCCUGGUGACAAUGAGAGAGAGAGAGAGAGAGAGAGAGAACAUUUUUAAUGAUCGGUCGCCUUGUUUUCGCCAUGUUCUGGCUUUUGUUCACGGUGAAAUUAACGGGCAUAUUCGAAUUUUGAAUUCUUGCCUGCAGUUCUUCAGGAUAGUAUAGUUUGGCGAAUUUGUCAAUUUUCUUUGAGCAAAGUCCUAUCAUGCUGCCCGCAAGAUAAGACACACAUUAGAGGAUCAUGUAAUCAACUUCUUUUGGUGAUCAGGGAGGGUGUUUGGGAGCCUACCAAACCCUGAGGACUUUAUAUUAAGCUUUAGAAAGAUCCGGAGACCGAUCAACGGUGGAUGAAAAGGCCAAGAGAGAGUGAGAGAGAGGGCGUGCUUAAGCCCGAGAAAAAAGAGCAAACACACAUUGCUACCAGGGUACGCUGAUAUCCCGUCAAACAAAUAGGUAAAACAAUCAAACAUACUACACAAAAGACAGUAAUGGGGAAGGUAAACAUGUGUCGUGUGCAAUACCGUGUCUUUGCAGAUCAAAAUUUGAUCCUUUCUCUAACUGGUUGGUGUAAAAUAAGGCACAAGCCCGAUUGGUGUUUUUCUUUCACUUAUUGCCAAACACUGUCUCGUGUACUUUCUGCGUACCGUCUAUCUGUCGGUGGAACACGCUCCUACAUUUGCCUCUUUAAGUAGUCUCUAUCGUGCACCGCUACUUUUACAGGGUUUCUCAGGCCAGUUCAACACCGUUACACUAUGUGUCAACAGCAUCAAACACUAAUCCGACAUCGCAUAUGCAAUUCUCAACCCUUCUCAACAAAGGGAAAACCAACUUUCGACUCCGUAAAAUCCUUAUUCGACAAUGGAAAAUACUAUUUUCGAUACAAUGUUUAUAUGCGGUUUCGCCCUGAUAAUUCCCGUAUCAUUUCAAUUGAUUCUAAUCAAUUGGGGGUAGUCCGGUGGCGGAAGCGCAUACGACACCGAUCUUCACAAGGCCAGACCGGAGAUCGAAUCCCAUCCAAGACCGCCUUCGUGUACGCGGGACAAGCCGAAGAAAGAAAUAGCAGGCACCGAGACGUAGAAGGAUGCUCUUGGAAUAGAAAACGCAUUGAAAUUUCUCAACAUAACUAACAACAAUAUCUAACUGAUUUAUUUUUAAAAUUUAAUUGAAGUUUUAUAAUGGAAAUCAUGAAAAAUCAUCGGCAAAAAGGUCUAAGUAGUGUUUGAUGAUGCUGUUAACAUACAGUGUUACAAUGGUGGACCGGCCUGUGGAAACCUUGUAAAUCGUUUCAAUCGAAGCAUAAACAGAACAGAAAGGAAAAAAAGGCAUACACUUUUCACGCACUUUUUCCGGCACUCGCAUCUCCCACGAUAUGUGAUGUUGCCUUGUGAGAUGUUUUAAUGUACAGUAUAUAGUGACCGCGCAUACAAGAAAUAAAAAUGAAUUCUAGUGCGAAGAGAAUGGUGGUGAUUUGGUGGAAAGAGAGCGCGAAAAUCGGCAGUGUAGAGAGAGGUAUAAGUUUUACACCUGUUUUGUGUCGUGACUUGGUUUCUUCUGCUGGUUUUUCUCGCCAAUAAUGGUAGAUUUGGUUGGUACGCUUUAAGGCAUUCGUUUCAACAGUACGCACUAACCGUUUCCUAGCGCUUAUGGCGGUUUAUGGUUUAUGGUCGCGGAUAUAGCUUGCCUUUAAAUAUGCUGCUGCGCUGCUAUUCAUCCAUUUAUUGUUCAUAUUCUAAAGUAACAUACACGUAACAACUAAAAGCAGUAACAGUAUAUAGAGAUAGCAGAGAGAGAGAGAGAGAGAGAGAGAGAGAGAGAGAGAGAGAGAGAGAGAGAGUUAGUGCUUGGCUGGGGCAACGGGAGGACGGGAUAGAUUAGAAAUUGCAGAAAGGCUGGUCCUUUAUUUCGUUUAUUGUCGUUCCACAAACACACACCCACACGGUUUACAUAUUUUACGGCAAGUUAGUAAAACAAAUAGUAAGGUUUUAUUAUAGAGCAACUAGCAAACCGAUUAAUGCACCUAGCAGUAGAAUAAAAAAUAGAAGAAAAAUUCCCCCGGGUGUAAAAAAAACCAACACACAAACACACUUUUUUCCAGCUUGGGGCCCAUCUUUCUUCGUGUUGGGAAUAGUAGACAGCAUUACUUAAGGCAGUACUCCAGAACUGCUGGUGAACUGGAACGAAAGAUGCAAGCUGAAAGAUCGAUACGUGCUCGAUUUGGUUUUGGUGUAAUGGGCGAUUGAGAGAGAGAGAGAGCUAAAGUGCUGAGUGCCACAGGUUGAGUAGAACACGAGAUGUAAGAUGCAAAUGAAGGUGUUUUACUAGCACACCCAUCCUCUUCAGGAAUCCCUGCAGAUGUUGAGCCAAAUUUAUUGUAGAUCAGUCUCUUACAUACAUAUGCCACUCGCUCUCCAGUUAUCUCUCUUCCCACCUACGGAUCAACUCGAACUGUUUGCUGCGCGUAGUGUGUGCAUUAGAAGAAUUCAAACUAAUGAUACUAGUUCUUUCACACUCACACACACACACAGCGAAGUAAUAGUGUGUCGUCCAUCUGGUGUCAAGUGUGCCGUUUUCCCUUGGGAAAUCACCGUUGUGCGUUAUUAAAAAAAAGAGGCACUUGCAUACAUUUAGGCGCUCGGGAUAACCACGACCAACGCUCAGCUUAUGGACUUCUCACUGCGACUUUAGUAAUGCCCGUAGUCACCGUUCAAUUUUUCUUCAAGGUUCCGGACGCAGAGUAGUGCGCAAGUUGUUCUUCAGUUCUGGAAAUCAACUUCCAGCAUAAGAAACAAUUCAAAAAUUAAUGGACAGAAAUCGUAGAAAGGAAGAGAGAGUUUACAUGUAAAAUGGCGGGAAAUUAUUAUCUCUUCUGGUGGAUGUAUGUUAAAGAAACAAAAAAAAAAACCAUUAGGCGGAAAAUGUUAGACUUGUGUUGUGGUAUUUUUUGGUGCCCGAGGAAGCAUAUGGAAAGCAUCCCGAUAGGGAUGGGAGACAAGACGCUAGAUAAUUGUCCACUAUCUACAUACACUGGGUGUCAUAAAAAAAAACAACCUGGUGUUAAUAACUAACCCAAGAUGUUCUUACGUUUCUCGUUGUAAGGUCCGCUACAAUGGAUACAUUGUUUGUGGUUCUUUCCUCUUCGGUUCUGUCAUAUGCCUAGAUUACACCGGGAAUAAUAUCAUGUGUGUUGAAUGAGUGAAAAGUGCCGUGAGAAAAGUUAACGCCGCUGAUGAUGGGAUGAUGGCGCAUGAAAAGCAUGGUAGAAUUGUGAGUGUGUGAAGGAGGUGGAAAUAAUAAAAUAACAAAACCGAAAAAAAA
Anopheles stephensi (Asian malaria mosquito) is the source of this 6899-nucleotide messenger RNA. RefSeq names its product cAMP-dependent protein kinase type I regulatory subunit (gene Pka-R1). Bases 1100 to 2221 code for a protein of 373 amino acids. Gene Ontology annotation, molecular function: cAMP-dependent protein kinase regulator activity. The record is from RefSeq and is a predicted model, not a curated record. Gene Ontology annotation, cellular component: cAMP-dependent protein kinase complex. Gene Ontology annotation, biological process: regulation of protein phosphorylation. The transcript has 6 exons. NCBI's taxonomy places the organism in Eukaryota, Metazoa, Arthropoda, Insecta, Diptera, Culicidae.